AUGAGCAAACCCAGUAGCAUUUUUGAGAUCCAAAAGAGAGUGAAUUUCAACAUUAAUUACUUCAGCUCUAACUACAUACUCAUCAUAGCCAUCAUCUCAUGUUACUGCAUUUUGACAAACUUGCUCCUAUUUUUCAUUAUUGCCGCAGAUGCCGCAGUCAUAUAUGCUGUACAAACAGUCUUCAAACACUCGGAAGAAAUCCAGUUUGCCGGCUUCAAGUUGACCAAAUCCGGUGUUUACUUUACGUUGCUAUUUAUCAAUCUGCCAGUUCUAUUCGUUGCAAAUCCUUUCACUACUUUGAUCUGGCUUGCUAGUGUUAGUGCAGUGGUAAUUGUACCACAUGCUGUAUUCUUGGAUAAACCAGUGAACGCGGAAGUCGCGGUAUUAGUUUGA
Ogataea philodendri is the source of this 393-nucleotide messenger RNA. RefSeq lists its product as uncharacterized. Lineage: Eukaryota; Fungi; Ascomycota; Pichiomycetes; Pichiales; Pichiaceae. The record is from RefSeq and is a predicted model, not a curated record. Gene Ontology annotation, cellular component: Golgi apparatus. Bases 1 to 393 code for a protein of 130 amino acids. The transcript has a single exon.